Messenger RNA from Mucor mucedo, 1010 nucleotides. RefSeq lists its product as uncharacterized. The record is from RefSeq and is a predicted model, not a curated record. Lineage: Eukaryota; Fungi; Mucoromycota; Mucoromycetes; Mucorales; Mucoraceae. Gene Ontology annotation, cellular component: cytoplasm. Gene Ontology annotation, biological process: actin cytoskeleton organization. The transcript has 6 exons. Bases 48 to 902 code for a protein of 284 amino acids.
GUUCUCGAGUUCAAUUCAUCUUUUUAAACAUCUUUUUACCACUAAUUAUGCCACCUAGAUUUGGAGGAGCACCUAAAUGUCCACGUUGUGAGAAAUCUGUCUAUAUGGCAGAACAGGUUAUUGGACCAGGAGGACCUUGGCAUAAUUACUGUUUGACUUGCAAAGAAUGUAAUAAACGUUUAGACUCGACCACGUUGACAGAAAAGGACAAUGAGGCAUAUUGUAGAACUUGCUAUACUCGUAAAUGGGGACCGAAAGGAUAUGGGUUCGCUGGAGGUGCGGCAUUUUUAAGCACAGAGGACAAAAUGCCAAGUGAAAUAUUAGAAGAAAAGGAUUUAAUCGGACACCAAAGCUCUGCAAGAGAUCAAGAGCCCAGUUUACCUUUGCAUCAAGAGGUAUCGUCACCUAAUGUACCUCAGCAACAGGAGCAGCAGCGGAAAGCACCACCUGCUUUACCUGCACGUCGAGAAGUACCUUUACCACCUCGUCAGAUAUCCCCUCCUUUACCUUCUCGUCAAGAAAGCUUCAGAGAAGAAGCAUCCUCGACAAGUGCUAGUAGUCCAGCAGCAGCAGCAGCAGCAAACCAUAUACCUAGUAUAAAGAAACCCGGGUAUAUAAGUCAACACACUGGCUAUGUGCCACGCAAACUCAACUUUCAAUCACAGAACGAUAUUUGCACUGGGUGUAAGAAGGCCGUGUAUGCUGCAGAAUUAGUAUUGGGUGCGGGUAAUAAGUAUCAUAAGGCCUGUUUGAAAUGCUGUGAUUGUGGUAAACGUUUGGAUUCGACCAACAUGGUGGAUCGCGAUUUUGAUCUUUAUUGCAGAGGAUGCUAUUCGAAGUCGUUUGGGCCUAAAGGAUAUGGGUAUAAUAAUUUGUUAUCCACGGAGGGUGCUACACGCUAAAAAGACAUAGUAGUAGUAGUAGAUAGUAGCUCCUAGUAGUAGUGGCAGUGGUAGUGCCCGAUGAGUUUAAAAAUAAAUAAAUUGCCAGCUUUUUUUGUGUGUAUCGAA